Messenger RNA from Populus trichocarpa (black cottonwood), 2199 nucleotides. RefSeq names its product cyclin-D5-1. The transcript is spliced from 4 exons. Bases 285 to 1310 code for a protein of 341 amino acids. NCBI's taxonomy places the organism in Eukaryota, Viridiplantae, Streptophyta, Magnoliopsida, Malpighiales, Salicaceae. Gene Ontology annotation, molecular function: cyclin-dependent protein serine/threonine kinase regulator activity. The record is from RefSeq and is a predicted model, not a curated record. Gene Ontology annotation, biological process: regulation of cyclin-dependent protein serine/threonine kinase activity; mitotic cell cycle phase transition. Gene Ontology annotation, cellular component: cyclin-dependent protein kinase holoenzyme complex; cytoplasm; nucleus.
ACAAAUUUUUUAUAUGAAAAAAAUAAUCAUAAAAACAUAAUUUAAUAUCUUUUAAAAAAUAAAUUCUCUCAAUAAUUAAUAUUAACACAAUCCGUUAAUGGGAUAAAAUCUAGAAGAUAUAUACAAUGUCACAGAACAAACACAAACACCCACAUUUUCUCUCUUUCAACAGACAACCGUUAAAACAGUAGCGCACCUCAUCUCCAUCUCCUUUUAUCAAGAACCUUGGUCAAACUUCAUUUUCUUCACUUCACAAGUCAUGCGUUUGGGAGUUAAUUUUACGCAUGCUCUCAGCAUGCAAUGAAAUAAAGAAAAUGGCAGACGAAUCUUUAUCUCCCGGUGAUCUUUUUUGUUAUGAAGAUUUUCUUGGUGAAUUGGCAGUAGCAGAUGAAGAUGAUACAUACAUUGAUAUUACAAGCACUUAUGUUGGUGACCCAGAUACGGAAGACGAGUAUUUGACGUUGUUGGCUAAUCGAGAGCCUCAUCAAGGUUUUAAUGCUAAUGAAACUUUGGUUCUUGAUGCCUCGUUUAGAACUGCCCGCUUGGAAGCUAUUACAUGGAUUCUCAGAACAAGAAAAAACUUUGGUUUUCAUUUUCAUACCGCAUACUUGUCAAUGAUAUAUUUUGAUCGGUUCCUUUCAAGCCGUUUCAUUGAUGUAAGUCUUCUGAAUUGGAAAGUUUCAAUUGAGUAUCCAUUCUUCUACUUGUGGUUCAUUGUUUCUUGUUUCUUGGUAUCGCAGAGAAAUUAUACUAGGGUAGUUAGCUUGAUAUCUGUAGGCUGUAUUUCUUUGGCCGCAAAGAUGGAGGAGGUACGAGUACCCUCUUUACCACAGCUUCAAACAGAAGGAGUUACAUUUGAAAGCACAAAUGUUGAAAGAGUAGAACUUGGAAUACUGAGUACAUUACAAUGGAGAAUGAACUAUGCAACUCCCUUCGCUUUUCUUCGCUAUUUCAUAAUAAAAUUCUCCAGGCAGGAUUCUCCACCAAGGGAAACAGUAUCUAGGACCGUGCAAUCCAUUUUGGCUUUAAUGAGAGAGAUACAUUUGAUGAGCCAUCGACCUUCGGUUAUAGCAGCGGCUGCCACAUUAGUGGUAUUAAAUAACAGCUUAACAAGAACCACAUUGGAGACCCAGAUGAAUUCAAUUGCUUAUCCAGGAUUUCUUAAUAUUGAAGAGGUGUUUCAAUGUUACAAUCUACUGCAGCAAUUAGAUGUGGAAAACCUUCACACACCAAGAAAUGUAAAUUCGGCUAGUAGGAGUAAUGACAUCAAGAGAAGAAGACUUCAAUUUGAUAAUGAUGGCCCUGCUUAAAAUCAAGGGUAACUGAAUGAAACACUUAGAUAGAGGAAAAGAUUGUUUGUGAUACUUAGAUAGAGGAAAAUAUUGUUUGUGAUAUGAUUUUUCUUAAUGAUUUUGUUCUUUGCCUAUGGAUAUAAUUCGGAGUUGAUUGAAACUGUCUCCUCAAGAAGCAACCGAAGAAAGGAGACACAGAGAAAGGAAAAGGAGAAAAAGGCAACACUCUGGGUUGCAUAUAGUAAAAGCUGAUAGUGUUGUUAGUAGACCAAUGCCAUAAGGUGGAAAGAAGAUUAGAGGGCAGGAGAAAGGUCUAGAAGACUGCUUGUUAAAAAGUUGCUUCAUAUGCUUACUCACAUGUUCAAUUCUUUUUUGCAUAAUUUUUUAGUCAUUUUAACUUUCUAUCUGGGUUUGGGUUUAUAAUGUCUCUUGCAACCCUACCUUUUGAUGGGAUGCUUUCUUGUGUCUUUGAAAAGGCUGAUAGCAGCUUGAGGGCUUGUGAUAUGAGCUUGGGGGGGGGGGGGGGCUAGUUCUGUUUGUGUGGUUUGAUGAAACAGUGCCGCAUGCUAGCCAUCAGAAAAGCAGUGUAACGGUGGAUGUGAUUGCAUUUGCUUGAAUGUUUGGGGGUUGCCUUUCAUAGCGGGGCCUGCUUUAUUUGUCUCUGAAGCCCCGUUGGCUUUAUUGAAGUUUGAGAGGGGUCAUCAGACCCAAAAGGAAUUUCCAUGUUUGUGAUUAUACAUUGAUGGAACAGGUUUUCGCGCCUGUAAACUACAUUUUCCCAAGUCAUUUUAAGUUCCAAUACUGAUAUUAUUGCUGUGAUUGUUAUGGCUUUUCUAGUGAUGGUACUUGAUGCUGGUUCUGUAACCAAACAUACUCGUCUCAGCAAGGAAAAGGUUCUUUUAUGCUC